Molecule: messenger RNA, 470 nt
Organism: Anthonomus grandis grandis
Lineage: Eukaryota; Metazoa; Arthropoda; Insecta; Coleoptera; Curculionidae
Product: 10 kDa heat shock protein, mitochondrial-like
Exons: 2
Coding region: 89-424 (111 amino acids)
Cellular component (GO): mitochondrial matrix
Molecular function (GO): ATP binding; metal ion binding; protein-folding chaperone binding
Source: RefSeq, a predicted model, not a curated record
UGGCCCAUUAUAACAAUUUGACUGAUGUCAGUGGUAUUUUCAAAUCGUUGACCAUCAUCGGGCGAUAAAUCGAAUUUAAUUUGACGAAAUGGCCGCUCAAGCCGCCGCUAUGCCGAAAACGGCUCAAAAAUUCAAAAAUAUCAUUCCGCUAUUCAAUAGGAUUUUGGUAAAGAGGGCGGAACCGCCGAAGGAGUCCAAAGGGGGUAUCGUGUUGCCCGACGUAAAAUCGGCUAAGUGUCUUAAGGGGACAGUAUUGGCAGUUGGUCCGGGUACUAGGAACGAAAAAGGAGUGUUAAUCCCGAUGACAGUAAAAGUUGGGGAUGAAGUGAUGCUCCCCGAUUAUGGCGGAACCAAAGUCGAGUUCGAGGAACAGACCUAUUUUCUCUUUAGGGAGUCGGAAAUUUUGGCCAAAUACAACGAGUAAAGGCUUUUAUUUGCUGUUUUAUGUAAAAUAAACUCAUUCUUUUGGA